CAGAGCGGCUUCACCAGCCAGCAGUGUCCUCAGCUCUCCUCCUCCUCAUCGGGCCUGCAGCCAUCCUGCCCGCCGUACUGGAUGAUGCUCAGCAGCCCGCAGCAGAGCCGCCUGGCCAGCCGCCACUGCUCCGACUUCUGGGAGCCCAAUCCUCGACAGCGCUCCUACAGCCUCAACCCCUCCGUCCUGCGCGCUAAGUUGGCCGUCUCAGACUCUGAGGAUGAUGUAGAGAGCGCCGCACAGAAAGCCAAGAAGUCGGCGAAAGCCGCCUCUGGUGGAGAGCGUCCUGCUGCUCCGUGUCAGCGAGGUCAGAGGUCAGCACAGAGAGCCUUCGUCCCUGACCUCCUGAACCCUCCGGCCUGCCUCAGCAGCCUGCCGCACCAGCGCAGGAAGAACCUGCGACAGUGCUCGCUGUCGGUGCUCGACACGCCCAAGGAACACAAACCCAACACAGAGAGCCAAUCCAAGGGCCCGACAUCACACAGGGCCCCUGCAACCAGGGCCAACACAGUGGACCGGCUCCCCAGCAUCAACAACCACAACACAACGCACACGAAAUCUCUGAGCCCAGACUCCUGCAGAAACCCAUCUGUGACCUCAGCCCCCACGGGUCUCCCCUCCUCCGGUUCGGACUCGUCAGCAGAGCUGCUGUCAGCUCUGAGCCCGGAGGAGAGGGAGCUGCUGGCGGCCAUCACUGCCCGGGGUUACACCUUCCGCACCGCCAUCAUCGCCCUGCAGAAGACAGGCCGGCAGACCCCAGAUCAG
Messenger RNA from Plectropomus leopardus (leopard coralgrouper), 765 nucleotides. The record is from RefSeq and is a predicted model, not a curated record. NCBI's taxonomy places the organism in Eukaryota, Metazoa, Chordata, Actinopteri, Perciformes, Serranidae.